AUGGGCCAGCAAGAAGAUCAUGUUGGUAAUUCUAAUCAGUUGGUAACAACGAAUACUUAUGACUGGCUACAGUAUCAGGAGGAGGAGGAGCGUCGUAGCCAUUCUGCCCAUAGCUCUUUUAUUUCGAUGAAUACGCUUGGCAGAUGGACAAGUAGGUUGUGGCACGACCACGGCGUUGGUGCUCUCCCGCAAGACGUGGGUGGGGAGGCAUAUGAGAUACAGUACUGUGUGUUUAAACCUCUGCGAGGUUACACGACACUUCCGCCCCUUCCUGACAGGGAAGUACUACAGCAGAAUUUCCAAUACAUAGUAUCAGAAUGUGUGGAUGCACUCACACGAUACCACAUCGAACUACGAAGGAUUAAGGCCGGGUCAAGCGGAUCUUACUUUGUUUAUGGGUCUGUUGAUUCCACACCGCUGGGUGUUUUUAAGCCCAAAGAUGAAGAGCCUUAUGGUCCUUUAUCGCCCAAGUGGACCAAAUGGGCACACAGAACUUUUUUCCCCUGCUUCUUCGGCCGCAGCUGUUUGAUUCCAAAUCUCGGAUAUAUCUGUGAGUCAGCAGCAAGUCUUUUGGACCAAAGACUCGCCACGAACCUAGUUCCACACACAGACACUGUGGUCCUCAUGUCAACCAGUUUUUACGACACAAGACAAGCAUGGUUCUCCAUGGAGGCACGAAAGCAGAAAAAAAUUGGGUCUUUCCAAUUAUUUCUCAAGGAUUAUGUGGGGGCUGGAGAGUUUUUUAAUAAACAUCCGCUGCCUGGUAUGUUUAGAGAGCGAAUUACAUCUUCGAACGAAAAUGAUUUUCAUUGGAAUGAGCAAACAUUAUCUAAAUUUAGAUCUGAACUGGAGAAACUCAUAAUUUUGGACUACAUUAUGAGAAACACCGACCGAGGGCUGGAUAACUGGAUGGUUCAUACCAAAAAGCUACCAGAUGGAUCAUGGGAUAUAAAAUUAGCUGCAAUCGACAACGCGCUCACUUUUCCGUGGAAACACCCAGACGAAUGGAGAUCUUUUCCUUAUGGGUGGCUAUACUUACCGGUAAACAUCCUGGCACAACCUUUUUCGGAACAGACAAGACGACAUUUCCUUCCACUUUUGACUAAUGUAAAAUGGUGGGAGCAAUCAUACAUGGAAUUUACUGAGCUUUUCAGCAGAGACUCUGAGUUUAAAAUGAGAAUGUGGAAAAAGCAGUGGAGUGUCUUGAAAGGACAGGCUUUCAAUGUCAUUGAAACGAUAAAAAAUCCUCGACAAGGUCCCCUAGAACUUGUUCGAAGAACAAGAACCCUGGUUAUUGAUGAAACAAUGGAAAUCCCAUCAACAACUCUUCCUCUGGCCAUCCUUCAUAGUGCAAUGCAAGAACCUAUUCCUUUCUCAGCUUCCUCACCUAUGGUUUUAUCAUCAGUUCCUGAAGAUCGUGCAAUUGAUUUAGGCUCAGAUUCAAAUCUCGCUGACGUAAACGUGCAAAGCGGCGAGGAGGUAAAUGCACUUGAACAGGGCUACAAGACCAAGAAAGUUGUCAUCGAAAGAUUGAUGCUAGUUAAUUCGAAGCCGCCGGUAUUUACAUGGUGGUAA
This is a messenger RNA of Lachancea fermentati, 1575 nucleotides long. NCBI's taxonomy places the organism in Eukaryota, Fungi, Ascomycota, Saccharomycetes, Saccharomycetales, Saccharomycetaceae. The record is from the annotation of a GenBank genome assembly.